Molecule: messenger RNA, 1464 nt
Organism: Cladocopium goreaui
Lineage: Eukaryota; Dinophyceae; Suessiales; Symbiodiniaceae
Source: the annotation of a GenBank genome assembly
AUGCGGCCCUUGGUGUUUACCAUUCUACAGGAGUCUGAGGAAUUCUCCAAGAUGAUCGACACCAAGAAAGAGGAUAUGGUGGUGUCCUUCAUGGAGCAAUGCAGAGAGGGUGUGCGAGACGCGGGCCGACAGUCCAGCGACACAGCUCCUCUGGAGCUCCGAAUGCGAGAGAUCGAGGAGACUUCUGUUCGAGUCUUUGAGACCUUGGCGAAGCGUGCGGAGUUGUUAGUGGACUCUCUCACUAAAUCGCCUGCAGAGUUUUGGAAGGUGUGGACAACGUUCUAUCCAGCCCUGGUGGACUUUUCCGAGUCCAGCCCCAUCUUCGAGAGCGCCCUCUUCUUUUUCAAGAGGUUGGGUGAGCUGAUGAGGGAGGCUGACCCGCAAUUGACGCAACAGCUGAUGAACGACGUGGCAUUGUCGUCACUGGCCAAGGAGUUGAUUCGCUCUCCUGAGAAGCGUGAGGUGCUCUGCGAAGUCCUCUACAGCUACAGUCCGGAGGAUACGUUGAAUCAUGUCCUUGCCCUACGAUCUCUAAAAGAAAAGGUCGGAGAUGACAUGUCUGUGUAUGUCUCUUGUCUGGCGGGUUUGGUACAGCUGGAUGGGCAGCAGAAAUUGCUAGAUGACCACCUCUUAGAUCUGUACAUCUACUAUGCUCUAAUCGCCAUGCAGAGCGCCCAGCCAAGGACGCGUGUCGCGGGCCUCUCGAUCCUCUGCAGCGUGACGCAGUUUUCCUCGCACGACGCGGUUCUGGCCUUGUUGCCCACCUUUUCGGCUUUGUCCAACGACGAUUGGUGGGAGGUGCAGGCGCAGCUGCUGCGACUCUCUGCGCUGCUGCUGCAGCACCUGGCCUCCCAGCGGGGUGCGGAUGGUGCGGAGGGCCGAGGGAACGAAGAUGGUAGUGCCAGUGGUGCUAGCAAACCGGAGGAGGCUGAGGUGACGGUAGACACCAUGAUUGAAGAUGUGCUGAACAUCGUAGGGCGACUCUUCGUAGUCUCCAACUCCAAAAACGUCUUGCAGGUGGGUCUCAGCGGCCUGGUCCAUGUGUUGACGGAGUACCCGACCCUGCUGCCCAACUAUGUGGCAGUCUUGCUGGGACAAACUUCUACCCUCCGCCGAAGACUUUUGGACGAGGGUGGAGAGAGGCAGAGACGGAGUUAUGUCCAUGGCAACUCCACCAACAUGUACGAGGAGACCUGUUUGCCAGAUGUGUGGCCCCACCUGGACAUUGCGAAGACCUUGGCCAUGCAGCUUGAGGCCAUGCAAUUGCCCAGGAUCGAAGAGGAACACCUGGAGGUGCUGUCGGCCAGCCUGCCAUUCUUCUUUGAAGAUGAGGAGGCAGAUGAGUGGCUCCACGUCUUCGAAAAGGCGGUCUCGGGUGGCCAUGCCAAUGGAGCUACAGCUACCGAUUCCAUGCUGACUACCAAACCAGAAAUAUCAGAAAUAGAAACGAAAGAUCGAAGAUAA